UCACCUGGAUAAGCGAGACUCAGCAGUCGCGAAUCAUAUAGCGCGGGAUAAAACGAAAGCUUAUGAGUAAUUGGACAUCCUUCCUUUCUUUCUGUCAAAGGAGAUAAAGCAGAUGCUUCACGAGGAAUGGAAGGAGAUUUUGUUUCACCAAAGACGCAAUGAGAGGGUCUAGGUUCAGAGAUCAUUGAACAUUUGGUUGAUACGCUUAUCAGCAGAAUAUACGAGUUUUUUGCUCUGUGAAGGAAAAGUUCAUUUUUUCCUGAAGUGCUGUAUUGUACCGAAGUUGACAUGGCUCUUCUAGUCCACCUUAAGACGAUCCGGGACCUUCGUGGAAAAGGGGACAGAAUCGCCAAAGUCACAUUUCGAGGUCUGUCGCUCUACACGCAUGUGCUGGAAAACUGUGAGGAUGAGGCCAGAUUUGAUGAGACGUUCCGAUGGCCGAUUGCCAGUAGAGUGGAUGAAAAUGAGAUGCUGGAAGUUCAAGUGUUCAACUACAGCAAAGUCUUCACCAACAGAGUCAUUGGAACCUUCAAGAUGGUUCUACAGAAGGUGGCAGAGGAGGGCCAGCUAGAGGUGACAGACACACUCAUCGACGACAACAACACCGCCAUCAGGGCCAGUGUUACCAUAUACAUCAAGUACACGACGAUGGAUGGGACUGUGGGGGUUUGGAGUGACGGAGAAUUCCUGGACAUCCCGGGUGACCCGGAGGGAACGUUCCAGUUUGAGACGGACAGUCUGCUCUCCGGACACAGCCAGGGGUCAGGAGUGUCACAGGGGCGAUCCAUCCAUGGAAUUCCCACUUUUAGGAAAGCGGGGAAGGGGGUAUUCUCAGCCAUGAAGCUCGGCAAGACCAAGAGCUCCAAGGAUGACCACAAGAAAGAUGAGCCAGCCAUCUUGGACAUGGAGGAUCUGAACAGGAAGGCCAUGCGUCUGGGAGGGGUGGGGGGUCUGGACCCAGACUGCAUCUCCCUGGCCUCCGUCACUGCCGUCACCACCAAUGUCUCCAACAAGAGAUCAAAGCCUGAUAUCAAGAUGGAGCCUAGUUCUGGGAGGCCUGUGGAUUACCAGAUUAGCAUCACAGUCGUUGAGGCCAGGCAGCUGGUUGGCCUUAACAUGGACCCUGUGGUCUGUGUGGAGAUUGGGGACGACAAGAAGUACACCUCCAUGAAGGAGUCCACUAACUGCCCCUACUACAAUGAGUAUUUUGUCUUUGACUUCCACGUCCCACCAGAUGUCAUGUUUGACAAGAUCCUGAAGCUCUCAGUGAUCCACUCUAAGAACCUGCUGCGGAGUGGCACCUUAGUUGGAACUUUCAAGCUGGAUGUUGGCACAGUCUACUCCCAGCCUGAGCACCAAUUCUACCACAAGUGGGCCACACUGUCCGACCCUGAUGACAUCACGGCCGGCUGCAAAGGUUACAUCAAGUGUGACAUCGCCGUGGUGGGGAAGGGGGACAACAUCAAGACUCCCCACAAGGCCAACGAGACGGAUGAAGACGACAUAGAAGGGAACCUCCUUCUUCCGGAGGGUGUUCCCUUAGAGAGACAGUGGGCACGAUUCUACGUGAAGAUCUACCGCGCUGAGGGCCUUCCCAAGAUGAACACCAGCAUCAUGGCCAACGUUAAGAAGGCCUUCAUAGGGGAGAACAGAGACCUGGUGGACCCCUACGUACAAGUGCUCUUCGCCGGACAGAGAGGGAAGACGUCGGUCCAGAAGAGUAGUUAUGAGCCGAUCUGGAACGAGCAGGUGGUCUUCACUGAGAUGUUUCCUCCGCUCUGCAAACGCAUGAAGGUCCAGAUAAGAGACUCCGACAAAGUCAACGACGUCGCCAUAGGAACACACUUCAUUGACCUGCGAAAGAUCGCCAAUGAUGGUGACAAAGGGUUCCUGCCCACCAUGGGCCCAGCCUGGGUCAACAUGUAUGGCUCCACCCGCCAGUACACUCUGAUGGAUGAGCACCAGGACUUGAAUGAGGGGCUGGGGGAAGGCGUGUCCUUCAGGGCCCGCCUCCUCAUCUCCGUUGCCGUGGAGAUCCUGGACACCACCUCCACUGAGAUUGUAAGCUCCACCGAGGUGCAGGUGGAGCCUGUCUCUAACAUCUCAGAGAGUGUUACAGGGAAAAUAGAGGAAUUCUUCCUGUUUGGUUCCUUCCUGGAGGCCACCAUGAUCGACAGGAAGAUCGGCGAUAAGCCAAUCAGCUUCGAGGUCACAAUAGGCAACUACGGCAACCAGAUAGAUGGAGUGAGCAAGCCCUCGGCAGCUAAGAAGAAGAAGAAAGAGGGAGGAGGAGGAGGAGAGAGUGAUGAGGAGGAGUCAGAGCUGAUCCAGCAGAACUCCAGUGAGGACGAAGCAGAUGAUGAUGGGGACCUGGUGUCUGUGUCCUCCUCCCCACCCAUGAAACCUGUCAUAACAGACAGGAACUACUUCCACCUGCCCUACUUUGAGAAGAAGCCGUGUAUCUACAUCAAGAGCUGGUGGCAGGACCAAAGGAGAAGACUUUACAACUCCAACAUCAUGGACAAGAUCGCUGACAAACUGGAGGAGGGUCUGAAUGAUGUGCAGGAGAUCAUCAAGACAGAGACAGCCUAUCCAGAGCGCAGACUCAGAGGGGUGCUGGAGGAACUCAGCACUGGCUGCAAUCGUUUCGUCACUUUGGCCAACAAGGACCAGAACCAGGCAGGCAGAACCAAACUGGACAAAGAGAGACUCAAGUCCUGCAUGAGAGAGAUGGAGAGCAUGGGCCAGCAGGCCAAGCUGAUUCGCUCCCAGGUGAAGAGGAACACAGUGAGGGACAAACUGAAGAUGGUUCAGAACUUCCUGCACAGGCUACGUUUCCUUGCCGACGAGCCCCAGCACAGUAUCCCAGACGUGUUUGUAUGGAUGAUGAGUAGCAACAAGCGUAUCGCCUACGCCCGCAUCCCCUCCAAAGACAUCCUCUACUCCAUCGUAGACGAGGAGACAGGCAAGGACUGUGGCAAGGUCAAAGCCGUCUUCCUCAGGCUGCCUGGUAAGAAGGGGUUUGGUCCAGCCGGGUGGACAGUGCAGGCUAAGAUGGAGAUGUACCUGUGGUUGGGCCUCAACAAACAAAGGAAGGACUUCCUGUCUGGCCUGCCCAAUGGCUUUGAAGAGAACAAGGCUCCCAGGACAGGCUCGUGUCUGCAGUCUUUACCCCCUAUCAGUCUGGUUUAUAACAUGAAGCAGGUAUUCCAGCUGAGGGCUCACAUGUACCAGGCCAGGAGUCUGUUUGCUGCAGACAGCAGUGGCCUGUCAGACCCCUUCGCCAGGGUCUUCUUCUCCACACACAGCCAGGUCACUGAGGUCCUGAGUGAGACUCUGUGCCCUACGUGGGAUCAGCUGCUGGUGUUUGAUGAUGUUGAGCUGUUCGGGGAGGCCGGCGAGCUACGAGACGACCCACCUAUCAUUGUGGUAGAGGUCUACGACCAGGACACUGUGGGCAAGGCAGAGUUCAUUGGUCGUACGUUUGCUAAGCCCAUCACUAAGAUGUGUGACGAGCACUACGGACCCCCGAGGUUCCCCCCUCAGCUAGAGUACUACCAGAUCUACCGUGGUAACUCUACCGCCGGUGACCUACUGGCUGCCUUCGAGCUGCUACAGAUUGGUCAAGGGGGGAGGGCGGAGCUUCCUGCCAUCAAUGGUCCAACAGACUCAGACCGUGGACCCAUCCUCCCUGUGCCAAUGGGCAUCAGACCUGUCCUAAGCCGUUAUCGCAUAGAGGUUCUGUUCUGGGGCCUGCGGGACCUGAAGAGGGUGAAUUUGGCCCAGGUGGACAGACCCAGGGUCGACAUAGAGUGUGCAGGGAGAGGAGUCCAGUCUGCACUCAUCGUGAACUUCAAAAAGAACCCCAACUUCAGCACACUGGUCAAGUGGUUCGAGGUGGACCUGCCAGAGAACGAGCUGCUCCACCCUCCUCUUAACAUCCGGGUAGUGGACUGCAGGGCAUUUGGCCGAUACACCCUGGUGGGUUCCCACGCCGUCACCAGCCUACGACGCUUCAUCUACAGCCCCCCAGACAAGACGCAAAACAACUGGGCCAGCGCAGCUAGACUGAUGAAUGGCUACAUGGUCCUGACCAACGGGGGGUCCCAAUCUCGCCCCUCCUCCCCUUACUCCCGCACCCUGCCCCGCACCCUCUCUCACCCCACAGGUGAUGUCAUAAUCAACAUGGAUGCCAACCCCUCAGUCAGGAAAAUGGACACGGUGGUGAAGUUAGAUGCUUCGUCUGAUGCAGUAAUUAACGUUGAUGUGAAUGAGGAGGAGAAAGAAGAGAAGAAGAAGAAGAAGAAGAAAAAGAAGGGAGAGGUGGAGGAGGACGAUGAGACCGACGAGAGAAUGCUGGACUGGUGGUCCAAAUAUUUUGCUUCGAUAGAGACACUGAUGGAGAUCCUCAGGGCCCAAGAGGCAGCUCUGGCUGAGGCCGAGGAGAGGGAAGAGCAGGAGAUAGCAGCAGAGGGAGCAGAUAUCAAACCUGAUGACCUCCCUGUAAAAGGCUCCAAGGGGAAGGAGAAGAGCCGAGACAAGAGCAGGAACAAGGACAAGAAGAAGAGUCACCAUGCAGGAGAGGGGACAGAGAAACGCCCCAGCAAACCCAAAGUGAACGAGCUGCUGGUGUACAACAAGGAGUUGGAGGCAGAGUAUGACAACUUUGAGGACUGGCUCCAUACCUUCAACUUGUACAGAGGGAAGGCAGGGGACGACGAUGAAGCAGCCCUGGAUGACGACAGGAUCGUGGGCAGAUUCAAGGGCUCCAUGUGCAUGUACAAACUGCCUCUGUCUGAGGAGAUCACCCGGGAGGCGGGCUUCGACCCUAACAUGGGCAUGUUCCAGAGCAUUCCACACAAUGACCCAAUCAAUGUGCUGGUGCGAGUCUUCGUAGUCAGGGCCACAGACCUCCAUCCUGCUGAUGUCAAUGGGAAAGCGGACCCCUACGUCGUCAUCAAACUGGGCAAGUCAGAGCUGAAGGAUAAAGAGAACUAUAUCUCCAAACAGCUCAACCCUGUCUUUGGCAAAGCGUUUGACAUGGAGGCUACGUUCCCCAUGGAGUCCAUGUUGACUGUUUCAGUGUACGACUGGGAUCUGGUGGGCACUGAUGACCUCAUCGGGGAGACCAAGAUCGACCUGGAGAACCGCUACUAUAGCAAACACAGAGCUACCUGUGGCAUCGCUAACAACUACUCUGUGCAUGGUUACAACAUGUGGCGUGACCCCAUGAAGCCAAGCCAGAUCCUGGCCAAGCUCUGUAAGGAGGGCAAGCUGGACGGACCCCACUACGGCCCCGGGGGAAGGGUCAAGGUCGCCAACCGUAUCUUCAUGGGUGCCACAGAGAUUGAGGAUGAGACUGGUCUAAAGAAGCAGACAGAUGAGCACCUGGCACUGACGGUGCUGAAGCACUGGGAGGAGAUCCCUAGGGUGGGCUGUAAACUCAUCCCAGAACACGUCGAGACAAGACCCCUGUUUCACCCUGAGAAACCUGGCAUCGAACAGGGGCGGAUUGAGAUGUGGGUAGACAUGUUCCCCAUGGACAUGCCAGCACCUGGACCCGCCAUUGACAUAUCACCACGGAAACCAAAGAAAUAUGAGCUCAGGGUGGUUAUAUGGAAUACAGACGAAGUAAUACUCGAGGACGAUGAUUACUUCACUGGGGAAAAGUCCAGUGACAUAUUUGUCAGGGGGUGGCUGAAAGGGCAACAGGAGGACAAACAGGACACAGAUGUCCACUACCACUCUCUGACAGGCGAGGGGAAUUUCAACUGGCGCUUCGUGUUCCCCUUUGACUACCUGAUGGCCGAGGAGAAGAUUGUCAUCUCUAAGAAGGAGUCCAUGUUUUCCUGGGAUGAGACAGAGUACAAGAUCCCUGCACGCCUCACCCUGCAGGUCUGGGACGCUGACCACUUCUCCGCUGAUGACUUCCUAGGUGCAAUAGAGCUGGACCUGAACAGGUUUCCCCGCGGGGCGAAGACAGCCAAGCAGUGUUCCAUAGGCAUGGUCCAGAAUGAGGCUGAGCUGCCCUGCAUUUCCAUCUUCAAACAGAAGAGAGUCAAGGGCUGGUGGCCAUUCGUGGCCCGUGACGAAAACGACGAGAUGGAACUCACGGGUAAAGUGGAGGCGGAGCUUCAUCUGAUGUCGGCAGAGGAAGCGGAGAAAAGUCCUGUUGGUCUGGGACGCAAUGAGCCUGACCCUCUGGAGAAACCAAAUCGGCCGGACACCACGUUCCUGUGGUUCCUGAGCCCCCUGAAGGCCAUCCGCUACCUGGUGUGUAACCGCUACAAGUGGCUUAUCAUCAAGAUUGUUGUGGCCCUGCUGCUGCUCAUGAUGCUGGGGCUCUUCCUCUACAGCAUGCCUGGCUACCUGGUCAAGAAGAUGCUGGGGGCCUGAGGGGGCUGAUUGGGGCUGCAGGG
Oncorhynchus masou masou (cherry salmon) is the source of this 6419-nucleotide messenger RNA. Its product is annotated as otoferlin-like. The transcript has 45 exons. Gene Ontology annotation, cellular component: presynaptic active zone membrane; synaptic vesicle membrane. The coding region runs from base 289 to 6396 and encodes 2035 amino acids. Gene Ontology annotation, molecular function: calcium ion binding; AP-2 adaptor complex binding. Lineage: Eukaryota; Metazoa; Chordata; Actinopteri; Salmoniformes; Salmonidae. Gene Ontology annotation, biological process: plasma membrane organization; synaptic vesicle priming. The record is from RefSeq and is a predicted model, not a curated record.